Messenger RNA from Pecten maximus, 1011 nucleotides. RefSeq names its product phosphatidylinositol phosphatase PTPRQ-like. Gene Ontology annotation, biological process: axon guidance. Gene Ontology annotation, molecular function: protein binding; transmembrane-ephrin receptor activity. The transcript has 7 exons. The record is from RefSeq and is a predicted model, not a curated record. Bases 1 to 1011 code for a protein of 336 amino acids. Gene Ontology annotation, cellular component: neuron projection. Lineage: Eukaryota; Metazoa; Mollusca; Bivalvia; Pectinida; Pectinidae.
AUGGUAGGACCCGGUAACUGGAGUAACCCCUUACUACAGAGAACUGACGAGGACAAACCGAGUGUUAUCGAUAUUGAUAGUCUCCAUCCCACACUGGUCACAGCCGGCAGUGUCACUUUGGAGUGGUCUGCCCCUUGUCCCCCUAACGGUGUUAUCGGUAACUACCUCAUACACUGGAAUACGUCAUCAACUAUCAACACAUCAGAUAGUUCCAUGUCCUACACAAUACCGGGUCUACAGCCAUACAGGAACUAUACGUACCAGGUCGCCGCUGUGACGGGGGCGGGUAUAGGGAAUUAUACCUCAGUAAAAACCGUCACGACUUUAACUGAUGUGCCACAUAAAUUGUCUGAGGUUAAUGCGUCUACAGUUAACUCUACACGGAUUUCUGUGACAUGGAAUAAGCCAAACUUGAAAACAGGACCAACCAGCUACACGGCUACGGCAAUAGACGAAAAAACACAAAAGAAUACGUCUUCCUGUACUACAACGGGGUUUGAGAGUACCAUGUGUAUGAUAGGAAAUCUUGAUGAAUACUGGAAUUACACCAUUGUCGUCAUAGCGACAACAGUGAACGGAUCUGCUUAUUCUUCCAACAACAAGACUGUCAAAACUGCACAGGCUGUACCUGGAAACGUGACAGAUCUCCACGUGAGUGUCGAGUCGGACGUCACCAAGGCGCGGACAGUAGAUGUUACAUGUAAUCCACCUGUUGUCAGGGACCUGAACGGUAUAAUCACCGGAUACACACUGGAAUGGGGAUAUUCUAAAGGAAGCCAGGUCUUCGCUUCAACUGUCGUCGGGAAAGGUGGAGAAUCGUCACUGCACGUGGACAUUCCGUCUAGAGCCGCCAAGCCAAUGGUUCAGGUCAGCUACAGUGGCAUCGCCUCGUCCUCUAGUAUCCUUCAGUAUCGGAUAAGCCACUGUAACCCCGUGAUGGACCAUAUCCCCGAAUCGCUUGAUACUGACUUGGGCGUCAGCGGACUCGCCAUCCCGGAAAACAUGGCUUGA